This is a messenger RNA of Miscanthus lutarioriparius, 2196 nucleotides long. The record is from the annotation of a GenBank genome assembly. Lineage: Eukaryota; Viridiplantae; Streptophyta; Magnoliopsida; Poales; Poaceae.
AUGCUGCCGCACGCGCCAUCCCGAACCCCGGGGGCCUUCAGGUUCAAACCGCAACUCCCCACCAAGCCGCCGCUCCUCACCUCUUCCUCUACCCCCACCCCCGCGGCCGCCUCCACGCGCGGCCGCCUCUGCGCCGCCACACGCCGGGACCUCCUCGUCCUCGUCCCCUCGCUAGUCGCGGCGUCCACCGUCCUCCAGUCCCUUCCCCUCGCCGCCUCCGCCGCGGCAGGCGAUGACAAGCCGGCCCCACCGCCGCCGGCGCCAGCGCAGGCGGCCCCCGCCGCUCCGGCCUCGCCUCCACCUCCAGCGGAGGAGCCGGCGCUGUCGAGGGUCUACGACGCCACGGUCAUCGGGGAGCCCCAGGCCGUGGGGAAGGACGCGCGGCGGAGGGUGUGGGAGAAGCUGAUGGCGGCCCGGGUGGUGUACCUGGGCGAGGCCGAGCUCGUGCCCGACCGCGACGACAGGGUGCUCGAGCUCGAGAUCGUCAGGAAGCUCGCGGCCGCCUGCGCCGAGGGCGGGAGGAGCAUCUCCCUCGCGCUCGAGGCCUUUCCCUGCGACCUCCAGGAGCAGCUCAACCAGUUCAUGGAUGGCAGAAUUGAUGGCAAUAGCUUAAGACUUUAUACAUCUCACUGGGCACCAGAGCGAUGGCAGGAGUAUGAACCACUUUUGAAUUACUGCCAUGAUAAUGGAAUAAAGCUUGUUGCCUGUGGAACUCCACUUGAGGUGGUAAGAACUGUGCAAGCGGAAGGAAUUAGAGGCCUUUCAAAAGCUCAAAGAAAGCUUUAUGCUCCUCCAGCUGGCUCAGGCUUCAUUUCUGGUUUUACAUCCAUCUCAGGCCGAUCAUUGAUAGACAAAAUUUCAUCAACUCGUGGUUUCCCUUUUGGCCCAAGCUCAUAUUUAUCAGCACAGGCAAGAGUAGUUGAUGAUUAUACCAUGUCCCAGACAAUAAUGAAAGAAAUUACUAAUGGAGAUCCUUCAGGGAUGCUUCUUGUUGUAACUGGUGCGAGUCAUGUUAUGUAUGGACCACGAGGAAUUGGUGUUCCUGCUAGGAUAUCUAAAAAGAUGCAAAAGAAAAAACAAGUUGUGGUACUCCUUGAUCCUGAGAGACAAAGUAUAAGGAGAGAAGGUGAAAUCCCUGUAGCUGAUUUCUUAUGGUACUCUGCUGCCAAGCCAUGCAGUCGGAAUUGCUUUGAUCGUGCUGAAAUUGCUAGAGUUAUGAAUGCUGCUGGCAGGAGACGUGAAGCUUUACCUCAGGAUCUUCAGAAAGGAAUAGAUCUUGGUGUAGUUUCUCCUGAGAUAUUGCAGAACUUUUUUGACCUUGAGAAAUACCCUGUUAUGGCGGAACUGAUUCACCGUUUCCAAGGUUUCCGUGAAAGGUUGCUAGCAGAUCCCAAGUUUCUGCAUAGAUUAGCUAUUGAAGAGGGUAUAUCAAUAACUACCACUCUUCUAGCACAAUAUGAAAAACGAAAAGGACGUUUUUUCGAAGAGAUCGACUAUGUUCUCACUGAUACAAUUAGGGGUUCUGUUGUUGACUUCUUUACAGUGUGGCUUCCUGCACCUACAAUUUCACUCUUAUCUUUUGCCGACGAUGGCUCUGGUGAGAGUGUGGAGCUUUUGAAAGGAAUUUUAGGAUCAGUGCCAGAUAAUGCAUUUCAAAAGGGUAUUGUUGGGCAGAAUUGGAACAUUAACCAGAGGUUUGCAUCGGUGCUUAUGGGUGGUCUAAAACUUGCUGGCGUUGGAUUCAUUUCUAGUAUUGGAGCUGGAGUUGCUUCAGAUGUCUUAUAUGGUGCCCGUCAGAUUCUUAAACCUUCUGCAAGUAUGGAAGUGGGGCGCAAAAGAACUCCGAUCUGGAAAGCAGCAACUGUUUAUAGUUGCUUCCUUGGAACAUCAGCAAACCUGCGAUAUCAGGUCAUAGCUGGUCUGAUUGAGCAUCGGCUAGGAGAGGAUCUGAUGGCCUACUAUAACCAGCCACUUCUUGCUAACCUGGUGUCCUUUGUUUCAAGGACAGUUAACUCAUACUGGGGAACACAGCAAUGGAUCGAUCUUGCACGAGCUACAGGCGUGCAAAGUACUAAGAAAGAGCUGCCUUCUCCUGAGGUUUCGAGUGCAUCUGAAAUGCCACUGCUAGAAUGUGGCACGACAGAAGUACAGAACGUGGACGACAGCAGUAAUAACCAACCAAAUGACUUGACAUAG